This is a messenger RNA of Dicentrarchus labrax (European seabass), 3238 nucleotides long. RefSeq names its product copine II (gene cpne2). Gene Ontology annotation, molecular function: calcium-dependent phospholipid binding. The transcript is spliced from 16 exons. NCBI's taxonomy places the organism in Eukaryota, Metazoa, Chordata, Actinopteri, Moronidae. Gene Ontology annotation, cellular component: plasma membrane. The record is from RefSeq and is a predicted model, not a curated record. The coding region runs from base 296 to 1939 and encodes 547 amino acids. Gene Ontology annotation, biological process: cellular response to calcium ion.
CUUCCGGUCGUAGGCUAGUGCCGUUAGCUUGACUGAGCUCCGUCCAUCAGCGGCGCUGAGCAGAGACAACAGAGUCCAGGUGGCUACGAGGAUGAUUUAUGUUCAUACACUGUUGCGCCUCUCAGGAUACUCGGGAUAAAAAUGUCAAUAGCAACUUCAGUUUCCACGCUUUGGUAGAAGAAGAGCUUCGGGGGGGGGGGGGGGAGUUUGUUUUUCGCAGUAAUUAAAGAAAUUAUCAACUGGAAAGAGAAGUUGGACGUCGUUCACUGAGGGUAAUUAGUUGUAACCUCGGACCAUGGCCUACACUCUAGGCUCGGCCAAUGAGGGCCAGACGCGCAGCGUCGCACCUCAGCACUGCGUCACUCGGGUGGAGUUGUCCGUCACCGCAGCCAACCUGCUGGACCGAGAUGUAGCCUCCAAGUCCGACCCCUUCUGUGUUCUCUUCCAUGAAGUGGAUGGAAACUGGGUGGAGCUGGGGCGCACUGAAACAGCUGUGAACAACUUGAACCCGGUGUUUGGAGUGAAGUUUCAGGUGGACUACCACUUUGAGGAGGUUCAGAAGCUUCGCUUUGCCAUGUUCGAUGAAGACAAGUGUGCCACGCAGCUCUACGAGCACGACUUCUUGGGGGAGUUCAUUUGCACACUGGGAGUGAUUGUGUCCAAUAAGAAACUUCACAGACCGUUGAUCUUAGCCAAUGGGAAGCCAGCAGGCAAAGGAUCCAUUACGAUAACAGCUCAGGAGCUGUCUGACAACAGAAUCAUCACUUUGACCCUGAGUGGGCGUAAACUGGAUAAGAAGGACUUCUUCGGGAAGUCGGACCCCUACCUGGAGUUUCACAAACAGGGAGAAGACGGCAAAUGGAUGCUGGUGCACAGGACAGAGGUCAUUAAGAACACUUUAGAUCCAGCAUGGAAAUCCUUCACUGUACCACUAAUUUCUCUGUGCAAUGGAGAUGUGGACAGAAACAUCAAGGUCCUGUGUUACGACUACGAUAAUGAUGGAGGCCACGACUUCAUAGGAGAGUUUCAAACCACGGUUACCAAGAUGAGUGAAGCUCAGAACUCAGUGGAGGUGGAGUUCGACUGCAUCAACCCCAAGAAACAGAAGAAGAAGAAGAAUUAUAAAAACUCUGGAAUUAUCAUUGUCAAGUUAUGUAAGAUUACAAGAGACUACACUUUUCUGGAUUACAUACUGGGAGGAUGCCAGCUCAUGUUUACAGUCGGUAUAGACUUCACAGCAUCUAAUGGGAACCCUCGGGAGCCGUCCUCCCUCCACUACAUUAACCCACUGGGCAGCAACGAGUAUCUCGCCGCAAUUUUGGCUGUGGGACAAAUCAUACAGGACUAUGAUACCGACAAAAUGUUUCCUGCUCUGGGAUUUGGAGCCCAACUCCCACCAGACUGGAAGGUGUCACAUGAAUUUGCCAUCAACUUUAACCCCACCAACCCCUUCUGUUCAGGUGUCGAGGGUAUUGCCCAGGCCUACUCGGCCUGUCUCCCUCACAUUCGUUUCUACGGCCCGACAAACUUUUCUCCAAUCAUCAGCCAUGUAGCACGUUUUGCUGCCCAGGCACUUCAGCAAGAGAAAGCAGCGCAGUACUUCACUCUCCUCAUUAUAACAGACGGUGUCAUUAGCGAUAUGGACGAGACACGUCACGCCAUCGUACAGGCGUCAAAGCUACCCAUGUCCAUAAUCAUCAUCGGCGUGGGCAACGCAGACUUUGCUGCCAUGGAGUUCUUAGAUGGAGACGCCAGCGUUUUGAGGUCCAACACAGGAGAGGAGGCUGUUCGGGACAUUGUGCAGUUCGUCCCUUUCAGGGAUUUCCGUAAUGCACCCAAGGAGACCCUUGCUAAGUCGGUCCUGGCCGAGCUGCCUCAGCAGGUCACCCAGUACUUUAAACAGCGGAAUCUACCUCCCACCAACCCAGCACCGGAGUGACAUGCCCCGAAGACGAGAGCCCACACGCUGUACAAUAGCUCAACAAAACCUCUCUUCUCGUUAACAGCAAACAAUACAGAGUGAAAGUGUGUAUAUCAGCUGUGAACAAAAAUAAGUUGUGGACAAAAAGACAAAACAUUGAAGACAUCCCUGUCAUUAUAAUUGAAAAGUUUUUACUUCUUAAAGAAUGUUUGGCUAAUAUCCAGUGUGAAUCCAUCCGAAAUGAUAUUUUCUGUUUCGUAAAGCUUUCCAGAAGACACACACACACACACACACACACACACACACACACACUAUGAUGAUAAUGUGUAAAGGACCUUGCAUGUCUCCAGUGAUGGCAGGUGUGUCCAAAUGAUAUGGAUAUAUAUGAAUAUGCAGGUAAAACACUGGCCUUUUUUUUAGAGAAAUGAAAAAAUAUCUUGAUUCAUCGGGAUGUAGUUUUCUUUUCUUUUGCAUGUGAGUGUCUUGUGAUUGAUACCAUGUAAUACAUACAACUCCUCGGUGUAAAGUCCUCUCUAAGCUGAAAUAUAUCAGUGGUUGAAUCCCCUCCUGUUGUCCUAUGGAACCUUUCCAGGUAGCAGAUCAGAUGAAGGCUGUUUGCUUUUGUGCUCACAUGUGGCGGACUGAACAGAGCACUGGGGUGAGUCUUGAUCACCAGUCAUCUGAUAGGCAGGUUUUAUUGCUCCACUGUGCUUAUUUGAUUUAAGAGGACAGAAUCAGAGGAGGAUGAGGCCAUAGUGGCAGCUGUAGCACUAACACAGGAUAGAUGUGGGAUACUGUGUGAACUCAUUAGGCUGUUAAAAACGGGGCCGUUUUGCUAGCUUUUGCAAACUCCUUUGAUUUCUAAUGACUUCGGUUCAUCCUGCAUGUUGCCAAUAUCUACUCACUGUUUACAAACUGAUGCUGAUGAUCACAAACGCAUGAUUUCUUUGUUCUUCUCAAAUUAUGUAUUUAUCAGAUUUUGUAAAUAUUUUAAUGAGAUUCUGUUGAAAGGGAAAGAAGUGUUACAUUGCAUAGAACGUGUCCGAGAAGGCUUGUUAGUGUCAGAGUUUUACAGAGUGGAAACAGAAGAGGAGUUUCUGAUAUGCAUAUGUAUCGAAUGUAUAUUUAUAUGAUGCUGUUUAUGUUUAGUCAAUGUUUCUGACAUGUUUUUAAUGUACUUUUUAUGCAGUGCUGAAUUGUGUAUUUCAACUACUACUAUGUGUAUUGCUGUGCAUCUUUGUACUAAAUGUGUUGCUAUUGAUUUUAUAAAGUUUUGUCUAUGUCCACUCUCAGGUUAAUAAACUGAAGGAAAUGUCA